Messenger RNA from Arthroderma uncinatum, 2403 nucleotides. RefSeq names its product LIM domain-containing protein. The coding region runs from base 1 to 2403 and encodes 800 amino acids. NCBI's taxonomy places the organism in Eukaryota, Fungi, Ascomycota, Eurotiomycetes, Onygenales, Arthrodermataceae. Gene Ontology annotation, molecular function: transcription coregulator activity. The record is from RefSeq and is a predicted model, not a curated record. Gene Ontology annotation, cellular component: Z disc; nucleus. The transcript has a single exon.
AUGGCAACAGGGAGUUAUCUGCGUGACCUUCGAACAUCACGCCCACCGCGUCCCAAGGGCUCACGGCCGCUUCCCUCGAAGGACUCUGAACCAGCUCCCGUCAACAUAAAUGACGUACCAGCCAGACCGGCUUCUUCAUUCUCUACGAGACCAUCCGAUAAUGGGCAUUCAAGGACGAACUCCAGGGACAUCAUUCCCCGCUCGUCCAGUGCUCUCUCACAUCGACGGACUACCUCUGAGCUGUCAUCACAUACCGCCAGCUCAAGUGGAACACCGAUGAUCCCCGAAUCUGAAGUGUAUAACGGGCCGAGAAAUAUAUCACAAUCUGGGAGUAGCUUGGUGUCAGCAAACCCUACCGCCGUGCCAUACAUAGAACGAGGUCAAAGAUGGAUGGAAAGACAAGAAGUCAGGUCUCUAAGGACGGCAUUGGAAGAAAUGGAUGUCCAGGAGGAUGAGAAUCGGCUAUUCGAGGCAGCUCAGGAGGAGGCCACAGAACUCGUUUUGGAGCACCAGACUCAUGGCUUUAAACCUAAGGACACCAACUCGGCGUACAGGAAUCCCGACAUGAAUAAUGUUAGCAGACUUCGGCAGCAUCUCGAGAAGGGCAGUCACACGAGGACACCGAGUCUCGGGACACGCGGAGAGCCGAGUUGGGGGCAGCCUAGACCUGAAAGUAGGCGGUCUGCAUCAGGCAGUUCAAGUGGAAGCAAUUCAGGCUCCGACAAACUUCCUUCAUAUUACGGAAUAAAUACAACGAGUGGGACCAAAUCAUCAGUUCCUGAAAACUUGUCAUCAUUAAAUGUGGCGAAGAAAGGGAGCUUACAGCGAAAGCGAAGGGUGAACUUUGCUCUACCUGACGGCGGAAUCGACAAGAAGGGCGAGAAUCAAGCAGCUGAGAGCCGUAGAAGGUCCAGCAGCGGCGGCUCUUCCAAGGGAGUAUUCAGGAACCCAGAAGAUUCGAUUUAUGAAGAACCUGAAGAUGUCAAUACAAACGAAGAGCCCAACAUAACUAAACCCACUGAGCCUAUCUCUGCUUUAACAAGCAAGCCAUAUAACUCUGUUCCUCGAGGCGCACGGCCUUUGCCAAACAGAUGGGGUACUGUCCCUACGGGAGGAAAGCCAGAUCGAUUUGAUAUACAUAAAAACCCACCAAGCCAGACCAGAAACCCCCUUUACACGACAAAUUCCUACACUCCACGGGAAAAAACUCCAGAGCCAGAGAAUGAACCAGACAUCCCCACCAAGAAUGGCAUUGAAAUUCGUGAUGAUGAAAUUCGCGCCGCGACAAGCAUGAGAUUGAGAGACAGAAGCGCGAAGCUCCCAAUGCCUUCAGCCGUGAGCGACAAACCUGGACGGCCGAUUGUGAGCUUUGAUCCCAAUUGGAAAGAACCCGAGAAGGAACGGUCUGCCAGCCCGCCGAACAGUGAAAUACGUCAGGGUAACAGACAUGGUACCCCUAGGCAGUCCACAGGCUCCAGCGUCACUCCACCUCCAGCUUCUAUACCUGAAGUUAGCAUCAGCGGUCCAACAGUCCCCAGUAUCAACAUUGAGGGUGAAGGCCCAACCGCACCAGAGAUUCGCAUAUCUUCACUCGGACCUACAAUAUCUGAAAUGGAGCAAGCUGGUCAAAACCAGCAUAAGAGAGACCUGCCGAUUCCCGGGCAGAAACAGUCCCACCGACGCCCGAACUCCGUUAACUCUGGAAUUGAAAGAUAUCAGUCCCUCUCGAAGGCGGGUGUCCCAACAGCAACCUGCGUCGCUUGCGAUCUAUCCAUCUCAGGGCGUAUCGUAACUGCAAGCUCAUACCGCCUCCAUCCUGAAUGUUUCAACUGUUUCCACUGCCACACUCCUCUUGAAUGCGUUGCCUUCUAUCCUGAGCCAGAUGAGAAACGUCAAGAAAAGUUGUCACAGCUGGAAUCUCGACAUGAUCUAGGACCCGAAGUACCACGAUUCUACUGCCACUUAGAUUUCCACGAGCUAUUCAGUCCACGAUGCAAGAGCUGCAAAACGCCCAUCGAAGGUGAGGUUAUCGUCGCGUGUGGCUCGACGUGGCACGCUGGCCAUUUCUUCUGCGCCGAAUGCGGUGAUCCAUUUACGCCAUCCACUCCUUUCGUUGAAAAGGAGGGAUUCGCAUGGUGCAUCCAUUGUCACUCUCGACGUACCGCAUCUAAAUGCAAAGCCUGCAAGAAGCCGGUACUUGAGGAUGUAGUUGUCUCUGCACUUGGAGGUCAAUGGCACGAGGAAUGUUUCCGGUGUCAUGAAUGUCAGGGCUCCUUCGGGCCUGACGGACGCUUUUUCGUGAGGCAAGGGAAACCCAAGGUAAAUGCAAGGGGAAGACAGAUUGGCGGUCCAGUCGAGCUACCAGUCUGUGAGCCUUGUGAGUCGAAGAGGCUGAAGGCAUGA